CGGCUGCGACGGCGUGGACGACCGCGGCUGGGGCUGCGGCUACCGCACGCUGCAGACGCUGUGCUCCUGGCCCGAGGGCCGGCCCGCGCGGGUGCCCGCGCUGGCGGCCGUGCAGGCGGCCCUGGAGGCCAUGGGCGACAAGCCGCCCGGCUUCCGCGGCUCCCGGGACUGGAUCGGCUGCGUGGAGGCCUGCCUCUGCCUCGACUACUUCGGGGGGCCCCGGGGGCGCCUGUGCCACGUGCCCCGGGGGGCCGGGCUGCGGGACCAGCUGGAGACGCUGCACGGGCACUUUGCGGGCGGCGGGGGCCCCGUGAUGGUGGGCGGCGAUGCGGACGCCCGGUCCAAGGCCUUGCUGGGCGUGUGCCUGGGCCCAGGCCCCCAGGCGUCGGUCCUGGUCCUGGACCCUCACUGCUGGGGGACUCCGAGCAGCCCCCGAGAACUGCAGACCGCUGGGUGGGUGGGCUGGCAGGAAGCCGGCACAGCCUUCGACCCCACCUCAUUCUACAACCUGUGCCUGACCAGCGCAGUCCCAGACUGACAGUCGGCCCCACCCGCCUCCCACUGGCCGCUGCAUGGGCCCGACCCAACCACCGGUGAUAAUAAA
Molecule: messenger RNA, 604 nt
Organism: Suncus etruscus (white-toothed pygmy shrew)
Lineage: Eukaryota; Metazoa; Chordata; Mammalia; Eulipotyphla; Soricidae
Gene: UFSP1
Product: UFM1 specific peptidase 1 (inactive)
Exons: 1
Coding region: 131-538 (135 amino acids)
Source: RefSeq, a predicted model, not a curated record